Suillus subaureus is the source of this 2343-nucleotide messenger RNA. RefSeq lists its product as uncharacterized. Bases 1 to 2343 code for a protein of 780 amino acids. The transcript is spliced from 13 exons. Gene Ontology annotation, biological process: DNA-templated transcription. NCBI's taxonomy places the organism in Eukaryota, Fungi, Basidiomycota, Agaricomycetes, Boletales, Suillaceae. Gene Ontology annotation, molecular function: DNA binding; zinc ion binding. The record is from RefSeq and is a predicted model, not a curated record.
AUGGAUAAUGUAGGGGGUGUCAGGAAGUCCGGAUUGUCAUGCGCGGAAUGUCGCCGGGUGUUCCCGUGCCAGUCAUGUAUACGACGUGGAUGUGCGAAUAUCUGUCCAGAGGGGACUCUCGCCGCCACGAAAGGAAACAAAGUUCUGAUGGCUCAUGCUCAGCGGCUGUCAGAACAGGUAAAAAAUAUGACUGGGAGAAUCAAAGAGCUUGAAGAGGCACUUCAUCAAUCUCAGAAAUCCAAUCGUGGUGGAACCGAGCCACAUCCUCCUACUUCCCAGUCACACGAACAUGCUGAACUCCCCGAGCUUCGGACUAUCUACGAUGAUCAAGUUCUCGAUGUAUCAGAGAGCAUCGGAUCCUUAUCGAUUGAUGUCAAUGGCCGCACCAAAUAUCACGGCGAAUCCGUCGGGUCAGAGGUGAGGCAACCUAUUAUGGUCGUUUUUUCUGAUGGUUAUCCACCACAGCAGAGCGUCUCGACUGACCCCAAAUACUUGGGACUUCCAUUUGAAAUUAUCGACCUCUGCAAUGCAUACCCCUUCGGUCUGAGGGACAGUCAAUAUACGAAAUUUCUCUUCUUACCCUUUCUCCCUCCCCAUGAACGAGCCCUGCAGCUUAUGGAGUUAUAUUAUCGAAAUGUUGCAUGGAUGUUCGACCCAAUCGUACGAGAUGAUUUUAUGACAAAUAUUCUAACCCCGUUGUAUGGCCACACUGGUUCCCCUAACGUCAACAACAUCCACUCACACCGACUUUCCGUGUUUUUCAUCGUGCUAGCCUCAGGAGUCCUUUACGAACAAUCACCAUCUUCAGGGGUGCUUGCCGAACAGUACCAUGCACUUUCCCGCGCAGCGCUAUCCCUCGAUCCGAUCUACCAAGAUGCUACCUGUGCUACCGUACAGGCCCUCUUUAUGACCUUCGGACAUAUCUACCAGUCUGAUCGUACGAAUAACGAAGGUAGGUGGCUUCUAAUGGGCGUGGUGGCGAGAGUUGCACAAUUAAUCGGUCUACAACGCGAUAACGCUGGGUGGGGUCUAGGGCAGGAAGAAAUACAAAGACGACGCGUUUUAUUUUGGGAAAUCUACUCGGUCGACGCGUGGACAAGCAUCCUCAAUGGUCGCCCACCUGCAUUGAGCAUCAACCAUACAGACUGCUGGUUUCCAGAAGACCUCGAUCCCACGAUCAAACCUUCAGGUGCGGUUGAAAUGGGAUGGCACGCCUGGAAGUUCCGUUACUCGGCAAGCUGCUUAGGGAUUUCUGUGCAACAUGUCUUCAGCACACGUGUUCCAAGCUAUUCCGCAUUGCUCGAGUUGGACCGAAAAAUACGGAAAUUCAACCUGCCGUCGCAUUUACAAUCACCAUUAGAAGCCUCAGAAGCGGGGCGUUCUUGGUCUCCAGAAGCCCCUAAGGCAAUGCAGCAAUAUGCUGCACUGUGUCAAAGGGAAGCAAAUCUGAUGUACAUCCAUCGGAGCUGGUUCGUACAGGCUAUUCGAGAGACUCCUGCCAACCCCCUUCAGCACAAAUAUGCACCCUCGGUCUUAGCUGUAUAUCGCAGUGCAUGUCGGUUAAUCUCCAGCCUUAAUGGAUUGUACCGAGUACAUUCACAACCGACGGAUCAAACGUGGUUUUUCUGGUCGGCUAUCUUCUCUGCAUGCAUCGUUCUCGGAGCUAUAGUGGUGGAUAGUCCACAAUGUACUCUCGCGUCGAACGCAUUGCAGGAACUGGAAAAGGGGAUGGUGCUUUACGAAGAGGGAUCGCUUCCUUGUCGGCCUCCAGCAACUGUGCCUGUCCUCCACAAACUCCGUGAGCGCGCCUUCACCUCCCUCCAGGCCGCGCAGAGAGAUACCAGACAGUCACAAUCUCGUCGGUCAUCCAUAAACUCUGGUGAUCCAGACGUACUCGGACUUCGGGAGAGCGGCAUCACCGGCACGUCAUGGCGAUUCAGUUCGCCGGCUUCAAGUGCAAGCGCAUCCGGUUCAGACCGACGAUCAUCAGAACCGUCAGAUGCUGAUACAUCCAUGUAUUACGCAACACUGGCAAAUCCCAAUCUCGUAUUGCCAGCCACCAGGGAAUUCGAGCCGUAUCACGCUGCAACUUCGCAGGAGGAUAUCAACACGCCUUCACCGUUCUUUGACCCUGCGCUGCAAGCCGCGAUCAUGAUGCCAAGUAUGCAGUCCAAUCAGUGUAUUGCGGGUCCCAGUUCGAAUAUCCCUCCGCCACAACCACUACCAUUAUCGUAUCAGCAAGUGACACCCCAGAAUUUCUACGUCAACGAAGCUUAUCAUAAUAACAACCAGGAGGAAGUUUGGCGAAAAUAUAUUAGCAGCCUGGGAGUCAUGAAACCCUAG